Messenger RNA from Calidris pugnax (ruff), 333 nucleotides. Its product is annotated as gamma-secretase subunit APH-1A-like. The transcript has 2 exons. The record is from RefSeq and is a predicted model, not a curated record. Gene Ontology annotation, cellular component: membrane; endoplasmic reticulum; gamma-secretase complex. NCBI's taxonomy places the organism in Eukaryota, Metazoa, Chordata, Aves, Charadriiformes, Scolopacidae. Gene Ontology annotation, molecular function: protein-macromolecule adaptor activity. Gene Ontology annotation, biological process: protein processing; positive regulation of catalytic activity; Notch signaling pathway. The annotation marks the transcript as partial.
GGCCUUCUUCUGGCUGGUGUCCCUGCUCCUGGCCUCCCUGGUGUGGUUCGUGUCGGUGCAGCUCAGUGACCGGGAGGACGCUCGUCUGCAGCGCGGGCUCCUCCUCUUCGGGGCCUCCGUCUCCGUCCUGCUGCAGGAGACCUUCCGAUUCGCCUACUUCAAGCUGCUCAACCCCCCCCCCGCAGCCUUCCUCACCAUGGCCCUCGUCCUCCUCCACACCUUCUGGGGGGUGAUUUUCUUCGACGCCUGCGAAAGGCGCCGCUUCUGGUGCCUGGGGCUGGUGGUGGCCACGCACCUCCUCACCUCGGGGCUGGUGAGUGCCCUCAAAAACCU